This is a messenger RNA of Daldinia caldariorum, 981 nucleotides long. RefSeq lists its product as uncharacterized. The record is from RefSeq and is a predicted model, not a curated record. The transcript has 2 exons. The coding region runs from base 190 to 699 and encodes 169 amino acids. Lineage: Eukaryota; Fungi; Ascomycota; Sordariomycetes; Xylariales; Hypoxylaceae.
GGCUCUAUUAGGACACAAAUUUUGGCCCGGAGACGAAAAGGCAAUAACGUAACAUCUUCACAAGCACUUAUAGGAACAUGAGCGCCUGUUACAAGAUAUUCGUCACUGAGGGAAUCACGUGCCUGCCUCUAUCGGCCCUUGACAUGCGCUAUACAAUAGUUCGCUAAUUUUAUUUGGGAAAUCGACAUAAUGAGUGUCUGUUCGACGUCCGAAACCUACUGGCCCCUUCUGAUUGAGAAUGUAAGUCUCCUAUUUUACAGAGCUAGAGGACGCGGUGUGCUCCAUUAUCAAGUAUGUUCCCUUUGUUGGGACCCUGUACCCUUGAAGUGCACUAUGGUUACGUACAAGAACCGUGACUGUCAAUCUCUUGCCAACUUCAUCGAAGGUUUCAUCCGCGAUGUCGUUCUAGUUUACGGAGUGACCGAGGCCACGCCUGUCGUGCUCCUCCACGCGAUGGCCGAAUCCUUCACGGAUAAGAUGAUUGACAUAUACUUCAGAUUGUUUCCCCGGCGCCGAGUUCAAGGGACUAUCAAGCAUCCGAUAUAUACCCCGAAAGGCGAGACAAUCCACCUUCGCAUGCCGCAUGGACUAUACAAUGACGCGAUGCCGCGCGCGUGGCGUUUUCUUGGAAGUGAAUGGCAGUCCAGCCUGAGAGGUGCCAUGCCUCUAAAGAUCAGAUCGCAACGGAGACAAGAAUAGAAGUGAAGGGUACGUGAGAUGAUGUGGGCUGCUUCGAACAACUGGACUAAAGCUUCGGGUACUUUUUAAAAUAAAACUUGGCGCGAGGUGGAUUUCGAUUGAUGCAUUUACCGUAUACUUGGCGUCUAUGUGUUUUCCUAAUAAAUGAAUAGAUUCAUUGUAUGAAGCAAAUACCUAGGUAUACAGCGGGUUAAAGAGGGGGUAAAAAGGAGCCGAUGAAUGUUGUCCCCUUUUUACGAUAUCACGAACUAAUUGGUAACGGUGGAUAAGAUGAAACUGCUA